Molecule: messenger RNA, 1311 nt
Organism: Rhizopus microsporus ATCC 52813
Lineage: Eukaryota; Fungi; Mucoromycota; Mucoromycetes; Mucorales; Rhizopodaceae
Product: Pkinase-domain-containing protein
Exons: 6
Coding region: 1-1311 (436 amino acids)
Biological process (GO): protein phosphorylation
Cellular component (GO): nucleus; plasma membrane; cytoplasm
Molecular function (GO): ATP binding; protein serine/threonine kinase activity
Source: RefSeq, a predicted model, not a curated record
AUGUCACUUCCUUCAUCACCAGCACCUAUUUAUCAGCCCAACAGUACAUUUCAAACCAAAGUUAGAUUGAACAAUAAAGCGCUCGAAUCACUUGAGCCAAAUCUAAGGAGAGUGGCAUCUGUGCCAAACACUAAAGAAUACUUUGCUUCAACCAAUAGCAUUCAUUCAACUCCUGUCAGUAGCCCUAAAUUGAAACCAUCCUAUUCACUACAAAAGCAACAAGCUCAAGUAGGUCCAAGUGAUUUCGAAAAGAUUCGAUUACUAGGAAAAGGAGAUGUCGGCAAAGUAUAUCUUGUCAAACACAAGACCACUGACAAACUCUAUGCUCUCAAAGUUUUAUCAAAGAAAGAAAUGAUCAAAAGAAACAAGAUCAAGCGAGCUUUAUCAGAACAAGCUAUCCUGUCGACAGCCAAUCAUCCUUUCAUUGUCCCUCUCUAUCAUUCAUUUCAAAGUCGAGAUCAUUUAUAUUUCUGUAUGGAGUUUUGUGUCGGAGGAGAAUUCUUUCGAGCCUUACAGAAUCGUCCAGGAAGGAUAUUGAAAGAGAAUGAAGCCAGAUUUUAUGCUGCUGAAGUAGUAGCCGCAUUGGAGUAUUUACACCUCAUGGGCAUCGUAUUCCGUGACUUGAAGCCAGAAAACAUUCUCUUGCAUGAAUCAGGACAUCUCAUGUUAUCAGAUUUUGAUCUUUCCAUUCAAUCUUCAUCUGUUACACCGCCUACAUUCGUACAACCAAGUUCUCCAUUUUCUAAACAGCCCAUGAUCGAUACUCGUAUGAGCAUUAGGACCAAUUCAUUCGUUGGUACAGAAGAAUACUUAGCACCUGAAGUUAUCAGGGGAAGUGGGCAUUCAUGCACAGUCGAUUGGUGGACACUAGGCAUCUUUGUAUAUGAAAUGAUUUGUGGAUAUACCCCAUUCAAAGGUCGAACAAGGGACGAGACAUUUAAUCUGAUCCUCAAUCAACCAGUAGAAUUUCCUGAUAAUGCCUACUUCCAAACCUUAUCAAGUCAUUGCAAGUCAUUUAUACGUAAACUACUAAAUAAGAAUGAAAAGAAACGCCUUGGAUCACGUGCAGGUGCAAGUGAAGUCAAGUCUCAUCCGUUCUUUAAUACCAUCAACUUUGCUCUCUUACGCAAUAUGAAGCCACCGAUCAUCCCGUCCAAGGCUCAACCGAUUCGAGCAGUCCAUUUCAAUCGGAUAAAGGAAAGCGUGAGUUUUGAAUUAGAGACAACUCCUUUAGAUACAUUGUCUGAUGAUAAUGAUGAUGAUGACCCCUUUAAAUCAUUCAACUCAGGUAAAAAAAAUUUGAUGUAUUGA